Molecule: messenger RNA, 410 nt
Organism: Geodia barretti
Lineage: Eukaryota; Metazoa; Porifera; Demospongiae; Tetractinellida; Geodiidae
Source: the annotation of a GenBank genome assembly
UGGACUGAGUCUGGGGGAACGGAAGUUGUGGUGUGGGGUUGGGACCCCAAGGACUCUACAAAUCACUUUGGCUACCAGGGAGCAAUUGUGGGCUGGCCCUUCACAUCAGGCUCAGGCGCAGACUGUAUAGUGUGGCUGACGGGUGAAGAGGCAUUCCUGGAGUGCAUCAAGACUGUGGGCUCUACCAAGAAGAGGACCAGUGCUGGGUUCUGGGGUUAUGGCCAGUGGAUCGUCCAGACCAGCACUCAGCUCUGUGUGGUAUCUCAGCUGCCGACAGAGUGACGUGGACGAAUCAAUGAAACUUGAGCUCUAAGAUACUGACAUUUGUUUUUCUUUGACUUUUUUCACACUGCAGCAUGUAGGCUGAGAUAAUAAUAAUUAUUGCUUAGUUUUCGAUCAUGACAAAAGGU